Necator americanus (New World hookworm) is the source of this 480-nucleotide messenger RNA. RefSeq lists its product as uncharacterized. Gene Ontology annotation, molecular function: iron ion binding; 4 iron, 4 sulfur cluster binding; 2 iron, 2 sulfur cluster binding. The record is from RefSeq and is a predicted model, not a curated record. Bases 1 to 480 code for a protein of 159 amino acids. Gene Ontology annotation, biological process: iron-sulfur cluster assembly. Gene Ontology annotation, cellular component: mitochondrion. The transcript has 4 exons. NCBI's taxonomy places the organism in Eukaryota, Metazoa, Nematoda, Chromadorea, Rhabditida, Ancylostomatidae.
AUGAAUCAGUUAUUUCUUUUGGUUUUGGCAUUGUUUACUGCAGGAUUGACAGCAGUGAUUAUGUGGAGAUCAUGUAGGAUUACAGGGUAUUUAAAUCCUAUUGUGUCUCGUAAUUCCUUUAUGAGUAACGCCGCAGUAAGACCGCUGACGUUUGAAGAUAUCAAAGUCACUGAUAAAGCACAUCAACGACUAAAGGAGAUCCUUUCACCAGGUGAGCGAUUGCGAGUAGAAGUAGACGGCGGUGGCUGCUCAGGAUUCGAAUACAAGAUUAAGGUAGACACAAAACUUCAAGAAGACGAUAGACUUUGGAAACGAGAUGACGUGGAGGUCGUUAUUGAUGAUAUGUCAUUUGGUUACUUGCGAGGAGCUACUAUCGAUUAUGUGGAAGACUUGAUGAAGGCGUCUUUUCGAGUCGUUAACAAUCCUGUCGCCGAUAAAGGUUGUUCAUGUGGUUCCAGUUUCGCUGUAAAAAUGGACUAA